UUUCACAGCUGCCAUUUACCAAACUCAGGAUCAGAUAUGCAUUCUCUCAAGCUUCUACGAUUACUCUUCUUCUCCUUCUUCCUUUUCCACCUCCUGCAACUACUCCAUAACGUUUCAGGAGUGGGUGUUAACUAUGGCACCAUUGGGAACAACCUUCCUUCCCCAAAGAGGGUAGCUCAGCUUCUCCAAUCCACCCUCAUCGACAAGGUGAAGAUCUACGACACCAACCCUGACAUCCUUGAAUCUUUCUCCAACACCGGCAUUGACCUCAUCGUCGCUGUCGAGAACUCCCAUGUCUCCAACAUCAGCUCCAAUCCCUCCGCCGCUCAACUCUGGUUCACUAACCGUAUCGCCCCCUUCCUCCCUGCCACUUCCAUCGUCGCCAUCGCCGUCGGAAACGAGUUCCUCACCACAACUGGUCUCGAUUCCAACCCAUUAACCUUGUUCACCGCAAUGCAGAACAUCCAUUCCGUCCUUGUGGCCCGUGGCCUCGACCGCAAGAUCAAGGUCACUACCCCACACAGUAUGGCCGUGCUUGCCUCCUCUUUCCCUCCCUCCGCCUCCACCUUCGCUCUUAACCUCAUGCCCAGCAUGACUUCCAUAGUUGGGUUCCUUGCAGACACUGGUGCGCCCUUCAUGGUGAACGCCUACCCGUACUUCGCUUACAGAGACAACCCGUCUCGUAUCGAUCUCCAAUACGCAUUGUUAGGGAACUCCACUGGUGUCAAGGAUCCCAAGGGUUAUGUCUACACAAACAUGCUCGACGCCCAAAUCGACGCUGUCAGAUCUGCCAUUAACGCUCUAGGGUUUGGGAAUCGUUCGAUUGAAAUCACCGUAUCGGAAUCAGGUUGGCCGUCAAAAGGAGAAUCAGGCGAUACUGCUGCUACGCCGGAGAACGCCAAGACUUACAAUACGAGAUUGAUCGAACGAGGGGACUCCAAUAGAGGGACACCCAUGAGGCCUAAGGAUGUGGUGGAGGUGUUUGUGUUUGCUUUGUUCAAUGAGAACCAGAAGGAAGGUGGGGUAAGUGAGAGGAACUUUGGGAUCUUUAAUGGUGAUGGAUCGAAGGUGUAUGAACUCGAUCUAAGCUGCAAGUUCUGCAGCAGUAGCAGCAAUGGUGAAGGAAAGAUGAGUGGGUUUGGGGACAGAGGAACGAGUGGUCCGAGGGGUGCGUCAGUUUGGUGCGUGGCGAAGCCACAUGCGGACGAGAAAGUGUUGCAGGCGGUGUUGGACUUCUGUUGUGGACCUGGUGGGGUAGACUGUAAGGAAGUGUUUCAGAGAGGGGGAUGCUUUGAGCCCAAUAAACUUCAUGCACAUGCUUCUUAUGCCAUGAAUGCUUACUAUCAGAUGCAUGGCAGGAACUACUGGAACUGUGACUUCAAAUCCACAGGCCUUGUUACCUUCAGUGAUCCUAGUUAUGGAGCGUGUCGUUACCCACAACAGUAGAGGUUUAGAAAGACAAUAUAUGAAGUAGGAGACAGCUUUCAUGUCUAAUAUGAAGGAAAUGGGGAUAUAUUAAACGGAAGAUUGAUU
Messenger RNA from Telopea speciosissima, 1533 nucleotides. RefSeq names its product glucan endo-1,3-beta-D-glucosidase-like. Lineage: Eukaryota; Viridiplantae; Streptophyta; Magnoliopsida; Proteales; Proteaceae. Gene Ontology annotation, molecular function: hydrolase activity, hydrolyzing O-glycosyl compounds. Gene Ontology annotation, biological process: carbohydrate metabolic process. The coding region runs from base 37 to 1446 and encodes 469 amino acids. Gene Ontology annotation, cellular component: plasma membrane. The transcript is spliced from 2 exons. The record is from RefSeq and is a predicted model, not a curated record.